Messenger RNA from Styela clava, 938 nucleotides. RefSeq lists its product as uncharacterized. The record is from RefSeq and is a predicted model, not a curated record. NCBI's taxonomy places the organism in Eukaryota, Metazoa, Chordata, Ascidiacea, Stolidobranchia, Styelidae.
AAUACUACAUUUACAGCACCCGCUUUUGAAUAUUACUUACAUAUUUAUAACAACGAGAUUGUCCCAUAUAUACUUUGCAAGAUGAAGGUUCUAAUUGUUGGUUUUUUGAAAACUGGAACCAAAAGUACGUGCGAAGCUUUAAGAAUUCUGGGCUACAAUGUAUCGGAACAUGGAAGAAAUUUUGAGGAGUUAUAUGAAGAUUGGAUGAAAGUUCUGAAAGGCGAUGGACACUUUGAAGAUUUACGUCAUAUGUUUAAAGGUUAUGACGCAACAAGUGAAAGGUUUGCUAUGGCUUUUUGGAAAGAUUUUCUCAAAGCAUUCCCAGAUAUUAAGUUGAUUCUCACCAAACGCGACGACAAACACAAAUUUGCGAAGUCAUUCAUCAAUCAAUUUACCAAGUACAAUGAAUCCGCGUUUUCAUUUCCACUUUCUGUUUUUUCAUCGACAGCUAGACGAUGGUUUGACAUACAACGGGACGUUAUUGCAAAAGUCUGCAAACCACCUUUCGAGAGCAGGGGAUUUGAAGUAUGUAAAAAAUUUCCCAUUCUGGAUCACGAUCAGUAUGCAAAAUAUUAUGAAGACCACAAUAAUGAUGUCAUAAAGAAUGCACCCCGUGACCAAUUGCUCGUUUUCAAUGUGAAAGAAGGAUGGGGUCCAGUCUGCCAAUUCUUGGGGCACGAAAUACCGGAUGUUCCUUUCCCGUAUGAGAAUAGGAAUGGUGCGAUAACUGCACAUCGCCUGAAUCAUGAUUCGUAUGUAAAAAAAAUGUACACCGAAAUGUAUAUUACUCUCGCAUCAUUAGCUUCAGUCAUUACCUUUAUUGCUGCGUAUGUGUGGUCUUAAAUUCCAUUUCUGCUUUCUAUACCACUACCUCUCAUGUAUCUUCUAUUAACAUUGAUCAUAUUCAGCAUAUAAAGAAUAUAAUAUAACAAUGUAAA